Messenger RNA from Penicillium verhagenii, 705 nucleotides. Its product is annotated as ThiJ/PfpI family protein. Lineage: Eukaryota; Fungi; Ascomycota; Eurotiomycetes; Eurotiales; Aspergillaceae. The transcript has 3 exons. Bases 1 to 705 code for a protein of 234 amino acids. Gene Ontology annotation, molecular function: glyoxalase III activity. The record is from RefSeq and is a predicted model, not a curated record.
AUGACUCCCAAAAUUCUCGUUGUCCUCACCUCUCACGAUGAGAUCCCCGGCGUCGGACCUACAGGCUGGUACCUGCCUGAGUUCGCUCACCCCCACGAUGUCCUGCACAGCAAGGCUUCCUUGACCAUCGCCUCGCCAAAGGGCGGUAAGGCCCCACUGGACCCUGGCUCGGCGAAGAUGUUCGAGUCCGACCCCGUCUCGAAGAAGUUCUUGGAUACUCAGGAGGCCCUGUGGACCAACACCCACAAGCUUGCCGAUAUUGCGCCCCGCGCUGGAGAGUUUGAUGCCAUCUUCUAUGUUGGUGGACAUGGACCCAUGUUCGAUCUCACCACCGACCCCAUCUCCAUCUCCCUUAUUGAGACCUUUGCCGCGGCCAAGAAGCCCGUUGCGGCCGUCUGCCACGGACCCUGUGUGUUCCUGAACACCAAGAACGCAUCUGGUGAGCCUCUUAUCGCUGGUGCGGAGGUUACUGGAUUCUCCAACUUGGAGGAGGAUCAGGUUCAGCUUUCUGCUGCCAUGCCCUUCAUGCUGGAGACCGAGCUGCAGCGCAUUAGUGGUGGUAAGUUCGUUAAGGCCGACGAGCCCUGGGCGCCUAAGGUCAUUACUGCCAAGACGAACGGAAUUGGUGGUGCUUUGAUUACUGGACAGAACCCCGCGUCGGCUACUGGCGUCGGUGAGGCUAUCCUCAAGGCAUUGGGACUUUAA